Molecule: messenger RNA, 1138 nt
Organism: Sinocyclocheilus rhinocerous
Lineage: Eukaryota; Metazoa; Chordata; Actinopteri; Cypriniformes; Cyprinidae
Product: urokinase plasminogen activator surface receptor-like
Exons: 5
Coding region: 1-588 (195 amino acids)
Source: RefSeq, a predicted model, not a curated record
AUGGAUCGGCAAAUCUCCGUUUUUCUUCUGUUUAUUCUUUUCACUUCAGGACACUCUCUCAAAUGUAAUUUGUGUCUGGAGGGCUCUUGUAGACAGGAAACAUGCGACAGUGGACAAACCAGCUGCUUAAGUGAAACAUAUUUUCAUAAGUCCACCUUCAGUCUAUACAACACAUCUGUUAAAAGAUGUGCUCCAGCAGGUGACUGUGUAAGUGGGUUCAUCAACCUCGGCAGUAUAAAGAUUUCUUCUUCCUGCUGUAACACAGAUCUCUGUAACGACAAAGACGCUCCAGAUCCCUCAAAUGUCCCCAAUGGAAAACAAUGUUACCAUUGUGAUGGGCACAACUGCUCAAGCAUACUACGCUGCUCAGGGAGUGAAGACCGCUGCUUUACAGCAACAGGGGAUUUGGGAGGCAUGUUACUUCUUGCAAAAGGCUGUGUCUCUAAAUCUGCUUGUAAUGCUACAAAACUUUUUAGUCUGUUGAGGAUCUCAUGCUGUGAGGGGAACCUGUGUAACGGUGCUCAGAGCAUCACUCAGAGCUUCCUGUUCCUCUGCUGCUCUCUGCUCUCCUUCAUCCUGCUGCACUGAAUCCAGCAGCACUUCACAUUCUACAAUGAGACACACUCUACUGAAUAUAGAGCUUGUAUUUUCUCUGUACUAGAUUUGGUGUUUUUAUAAGAUGGACAUUCUUUCUGUAAUAGAAUAAUACAUCUGCUUGUUUCUGGGAUUAAGUAUUUUAAAUUUAGCGAACUAAAUGAAUCAAGAUUGAACUAAGCUGAGCUGAUUAAUGACACAGUAGUCUUCCGUAGAGUUGCUUUACAACUGAAAUUGAAUUUGUAUAUUAUAACUAAAUACUACUCAAAUGUAAAUCACAAUAUUAACUUACUGUUUAUCGAACCGUUGUAUAAAAUCAAUGUCACAUUUGCAAACUUCUUUUAUAAUCAUCAAAUGGCUGUCACUCAUCUCAGUUCAUCACGAGAUAUAACGGCCAAUCACAAAAGCUAUCUCACAGCUAACCAUAUCCUAAUAAUAAAAACAUAGCAGGAUAUUUGUCUAAGUCAGGGAACCACAGUAAUUACAGGGAACCACAGUCAAUAGUUUCACUCAACAAACAAUGGGCUUUUUUAUAUAUACCGUA